Molecule: messenger RNA, 5161 nt
Organism: Carassius gibelio (silver crucian carp)
Lineage: Eukaryota; Metazoa; Chordata; Actinopteri; Cypriniformes; Cyprinidae
Product: zinc finger protein 704
Exons: 9
Coding region: 205-1653 (482 amino acids)
Biological process (GO): regulation of transcription by RNA polymerase II
Cellular component (GO): nucleus
Molecular function (GO): DNA-binding transcription factor activity; RNA polymerase II cis-regulatory region sequence-specific DNA binding
Source: RefSeq, a predicted model, not a curated record
ACGAGCAGGACAGAGUGGGCGUGGUGUCAGGCUCGGCGAGAGAGAGAAGCAAAACAAUCAUUUUUAUCCCCUCUUACCGGCUGCUUUUAGAGUCUGUAGAGUCGUAUUCCACACAAUACUGUUAAAUGCAUCUUAUCCUGCUCAGCACUAAAUUCGACCGAGCGCUGGUGAUUUUCCUUUAGUCACAUUUGAUCCAGGUUGAGAAUGAGUUCCAAGCGGCUCCUCGAGCAGCCUCGAGCCGGCGACAGCACGCGUGAAGGGGGCGAGCCCGUCACUGGGAAAGCGCUCAAAACAAACGCGCUGCUCGAAGCUGCUUUAACGAACUCUGGCAAGGAGAUCUCUCCAAAUGGACAUUAUUAUACCUCAUCGAGAGAGAGGCACUACAUUCACAAGAAAUUUGCAUGUGGCAGAGAGGAGGAUGAGCAGAGCUCAGGUGGGGUCCUUAAACAUGGCUGCCCUGCUCAUCGCUUGAUCCUGAAUGGCUUUAGGCUACAAGACCAAACCCACAUGGAGGCUCUGAGCCCAGUGAGAGGGCCUGGGGAGCCAGGAUAUCACCUGCCAUCUCCCGAGACACCGCACCUGCACACGUCCUCCAUCAUCCCCGUCCCACAUGACAGGAGGCCUUCUGGUCUUGCUGAUAAAGAGGUGAUGGCCGCCACCGUCCUGACCACACUGUCCACCAGCCCGUUGGUGCUCAACCCUUCCUGCAGUGCCUCAGGUGCAGAAUUGGCUGGUAAGGGCUGGAAGGAGAGCCUGUCUGCCAGCUACAGCAGCUCUACCAGUGGGAACUGGAGCUGGGACGCCAGCGACCAAUCGGUGCCCUCCACUCCGUCCCCGCCCCUCUCCAAUGAUGCCGGCAAGAGCUUCCUGCUUUCCUCCCAGAGUGAUGACAACAUUGAGGAAACCGAGAGUACACACUUCCUGUUUGAGGACCCCAUCCCCAGAAAAAGAAAGAACUCCAUGAAGGUGAUGUUUAAGUGUCUGUGGAAGAACUGUGAAAAAGUCCUCAGCACUUCCUCAGGGAUCCAGCGCCACAUCCGCACCGUGCACCUGGGGCGAAACGGAGAUUCUGACUACAGCGAUGGCGAGGAGGAUUUCUACUACUCUGAGAUCGAGGUGAACAUGGACACGCUUUCGGAGGGGCUGUCCAACCUCACGCCCACCUCUCCAACUACAUCCGGCCCGGCCCCCGUCUUCCCCGUCUUGACCUGUGAUGCGUCUCGAUCUGAGCCCGCCCGAAUGAUCCACACCCCCCUCAGCCAAUCAGCACCGUCGGCGCUGUACCAUAUCCGCACUGACCACGCUUACCAGGCUACAACCCCUGUCAGCAUUCCCAGCAUGCCCUCUGAUCCGCCUCACAGUGAGGAUAGGAUCAGUGUAUCCUUGCAGUCGCCCCCUGUCAUAUAUAAAGCUCUAUCGGGCCCGAUGACUCAGAUCCGCACUGUUAGCAUCGGUGAGAAGAGACAGCCUGUUAACCACACCACUGUUAGCAAAACACACGCCAACACCACCUCCACUGCCAAACCCACUACUGGAACCAGGAAACCGCGUGGCGAAGCCAAGAAGUGCCGAAAGGUGUACGGCAUGGAGAAGAGGGACCUGUGGUGCACAGCGUGCCGCUGGAAGAAGGCCUGCCAGCGCUUCACUGACUGAGCUUUAUCCCUUACCCCACUAUAAAACGUGCUCGUUUAUUGCGGCUGUUCCACGGACUGAGCGUCGGUGUCUCCUGCACACUCUCAGAGUGAACUUCACGAGCUGAGAUGUGUCCGUCUGAAGCAUGUGGCCUUUUUAAUGUCACUGAUUCCUCCAGGCCACAAGGGGUGCUCUUUUCUUACCGCUUUUAUAGUGGAACACUGAGACUGAUAACAGCAAAAAAAAGAGAAAAAUAAUUUUGAAAAAAAGCUUUUGCUGCAUUGCAUAUUAAGGCAAAAAGGAGCUUUUCUUAAGUAAUCCAGAAGCAAAGCAGAUUUUCCAGGCAGUUUAUUAUACUUUCAUGUUUUGCGUGCGUUCGCUGGAAUACAGCUAACGAUUUUUCACGAUUUUAAGUGUGGCAGACUUUAUACAUAGCCGUUUUUACUGUUAAAAACUCCCUAAGCUAUUUUUGAUGGGUGUUAUUUUUAACAGUUAACCCUCUUAAACCUGGUUGAACACUUACCGAGCAACUCAUCAUCAUUUAAGCUUCAAACAACUUGUUUUCGUUCCAAAUCAAACUGUUUCUGGACCUGCCGCUUCAUUUUGCCUACAAGCACUUUUUUAACGGCCAUCUCUAUUUUGAUCAAGCAGAUUACAGUUUAGCACAGCAUCGGAAACUGCAUGUUGAGCGUUUUAGCAAAUAGUCAAGAACUGUUUCAACACAUACUGCUAAAGUAAUAUCUCUAAGCGAGUGGUUAUAGUGCAGUGAAUGUAAACUGGCCUCUCUCUGCGCUAACGCACCCAAACUACUCUGUCCCUCACAGAUCAACAGCCUCUUCAUAAGCUAUGAGGUUUAUUCCUGUCAGUCCACAGUAUUAAUUCAAGGGCAGGCACUUUAACCCAGCUAACAGACAAUCUGCUGUCGAGGGAAGUCAUCCCAGUCUAAUGUGAUCCAUAAAUCAAGUGUUUUCCACACAGACACGGCGAAUUCGGCCCACAUUAUGCUUCCUAAGGAAUUAUUCGCUCCUCAUUAUUCACAUAAUUGAAAGCGCUUGCUCUGAUAACGUGUAGACGUCUUCCACUGUGCUUGCUUUCUUUCAUAUGGAGGUGAUCAUGUGCUGUCUUCAUGUAAACGGUGUGCACUGUGCUAUCUGACCCUCUCAAUAUGAGUCAAGCAGCUCUCAGCUGUUACACUGCAAACACAAAAAGAUAUACAAAUACCUAAACAUCAAGAUACAUCUGCUUGAGAAUAAAAAAUGACUUGUUUUCUUAAACAUUUAUCAGAAUUAAGUGUUUAUGCUUAAAGCAAGAACAAAAAAAAAUCUUGUUUUCCCUUCAAAUAGUUUUUUUCUCCUUCUGUUUUUAAGCAUAAAUUCACGUUUGCUAAAAGUUAUUUCUUUGUUUUUAUGUUUUUCUUAGAAAAUAAGUCAUGAUAUCCAAGUUGAUCUAUCUUAAUUUAAGGGUGUUUAAAUAUUUGUACUGGAAAACAGGACUCUCGCUGUGUGUAUGUGUGUAUAUAUAUUGCAGUGAACCCAUGAAACACUGACAAUCAUUGGACAUUUGAAUGUGAUCUGUAUCUUAAAGGAACGGUUCACCCCAAAUAAACAUUCUGUCAUCAUUUACUCAUCCUCGUGUCGUUUCAAACCUGUUUGACUCGUGUGAAACAUAAAAAAGAUAUUUUAAAAGCAUUUUUUGCCUGCACAAUUGAAGUUCUGGGGGUCAUUGUAUGACAGAAAUACCAGAUGCGGUGAAGCGUUUUAUAAAAAUAUCUCCUUUACACAAAAGAAAAAGUCAUACAGGUAUGAAACAACAUGAAGAAUGAUUGGGAUUUUGGGGUAAACUAUCCUUUUAAGGUAUCUAUAUAAAGAAACAUUUCAAAAUAUAUUUUUAUUUUUACAUUUGUUAUUUUGGGGUCAAAUUAUUCCUAUUAUUAUUAUUUAAAAAAGAAACUCUAAUUCCAACCCAAGCUGGUAGUUUUUGUUUCAAAAUAUUUUGCAGUAUUUUUCACCUUCAAGGUAUGAGAAUUAAAUCAUGUUUAAGCUUUCAUCAGAUCAACCAAAACAGCCAAUUAAAAUGUAGCAGUUCACCCAUUAAUGACGGGAAUCAAAGAAACAAUUGGGCAAAUGCCAAAUGAUCGAAUUCAUCAAUCACAGCUUAGAGCAGCUUUGUCUCGUCUUUCCCAGAGGUCAGGAAGGAAAGAGCGUCCCUCUCAAGAUCAUUACUUUCACUAAGUGCCAAUGAGAAGAACAAGAGGGAAAAUAUAUAAUUGCACUAACUUAUACUGCACAAAACGUAGAUUUUUAUGUACCCUUUUUUUACGCAGAAAUUGAAGUUUUUAAAAAGCAAUUGUUUAAUGGUUGCCUGUCGACCGACCGCCAUGGUUCUCUCAUCGGGUCAGGGAUGGGCUCUUUAGUUUAUUUUUUUUACUGACCCUGCAUCUAUAAGCUUUCUUGGCGGUACUUUGCGGACUCGUGUUGGUGCGGGGCUCGCAGUACGUGACGUCAGUCAUGUGACUGCAGGUGACUAUCAUUCAGGCUUGUUUCUAGGGAACAUCACUGUCUUGAUUCAAAUAAAGAUCGUUUCCUGUGUUCAACAUUGUGGGGGGGGUUUUCAUAGGAAAUGAAUCAUGGGAAGAUUGGGAUUUUAAGCGUCAAAAAUCAGACAGUGAUGCUUUAAAUAUAGCUUUGAUAUGAUAUAAAAUCUAUAUGAGGAUGCCUUUUUUUUGUUAAAUGUCACUGUAGUGAAUAUAACGUGUAUAUAUUCAUUGUAUAUUUUGGGUUUGGGGAAACGGGGAAAAAAGCAUCAAUGAAUGUACAAUCUACAAAAUGAAACGCCUGUAAUCUGAGUUCGUUUUAUCAAGCUUCUUUGAUUUUCUUUCAUGUCAAGUAGUUGGAACAACUCAGAGUUUUUCUUUAGUUUUCGUGUUCAGUUGGCGCUUGCAUUGAUGCGUUGUCAUUGUUUUGUGUGCAUCAUGGAGUAUGUUCUGUUGUGAGGCUGGAGGGACGUUACUCUGGAUCAUUGCGUCUUUCUGUCCUACACAUUCCCAUUGAUUGAUUUCACGUUAGUUUGUCUGUCUGUUCACCGUUAAUCCAACUUCACUGACUGCCUGUUGCUUUCCAGCCAGGAUAUUAAGCUAAACACCCAAGAAAAUGUGUAGAAACUCCUCUUUCUUUCUUUGUGACAUUUUCAUAAUGUUUCAGUGUUCAGAAAACAUCAUUAUAAUAAUCCUACUAUUCAAUACAACUUGUGCGAUUUCUCUCUUCAGAACAAGUUCUUUUGGCCUUGUUUAACUGGUGAGGUCUUGUCAUUCAUUGUGUUUUUCGUCAUUCUUCAUUGGUGGAAAUUUGAUGCAUGUCUUGUAUCUUCUUUGUACUUUCUUGCUUUAUUGGAAGCAUUGUUUUUCAGCGGAGUUGAGUGAAUGAACGAGAGGAUGGAGGUGUUUCUGGUGUUGACUUUUGGUCGGCUGGUGAUGAGAGUGUGAUUUCUGUGGCUGUAAUGUGGAGAUCGAAAUAAACAUGGAUUUCUGAAA